AUGCCAAAGAUCCUUCCCGAAGACGCCUCGUACCGCAACCAAUCGUGGGCGCUGGUGGCGCUCUGCGCGAUUGUUGCGCAGUACUUGCUCGACAACGCCAAAUACACCUUCCCCGAUGUCCUGCGCAUCGCAUGCACCAACGUCCUGCCCGUUGUCACGUUCAGCCUGCUCCACGGCCGCCACAUCACCCUCCAGCGAGUUGCUGCCCUGCGCAUCUCGCACACCAAACCGGCGUUCGACGCGGCGAUGAAAAACAAGACCAUCCUCACCCACGACGGAAUGUCAACCAUCUUCCGACUGCUCUCCAGCACCGCGCUGCUAUCCAACCUGCCGUUGCUGUACUACCACUUGAUGCAGGGCAGGGUUGCCAAGUGGUGGUAUGCGGUGGAGAAGCCCGUGGCGUGGGUGUUCGCAGCGGUGAAUUUGACAAUCGUGGGCGUGUGCUGGGCCAUGGUGCUGACGCAGGAGCAGAUGCGGGCCGAUUUCGUGGCGGAGGUCAGGGAUGACGAAGUGGCCCUGGACAAGUUGGGCAAGGGCAGCAAGAAGGAUCGCAACGAGUGGGCCAAGCUUGCCAGCACGUCGAGGAGGCACGAUGUAUGGAUCAAGCCGGUCCUCUUACCGAACGGCGAUGCAGUCGGCGUCUACGAGAUGGCUACACGCUUAGCCACCAACCACCCCCUGUACAACGCUGAGCUCGACACAAAACCCUCCGGCCCCAUCCUACGCAUCUCGAUGCCCUGA
Molecule: messenger RNA, 741 nt
Organism: Sporisorium graminicola
Lineage: Eukaryota; Fungi; Basidiomycota; Ustilaginomycetes; Ustilaginales; Ustilaginaceae
Exons: 1
Coding region: 1-741 (246 amino acids)
Source: RefSeq, a predicted model, not a curated record